UCUUGUGAGAAUGGUAAAGUAAUGGCUGUUUACAUGGGUUGUUGUGUAGAUCACAAACAAGGAAGACGAACCAAAUUUUAAUUUGAAUAUGUUGCUCAUAGAGACCUGAUGGAACGGUCUCAGGCAAUGUAAUACUAUUUUCUGGUGUUGGUCAAUGGGAUCUCAUAUUCUGGAUAUUCUCCGCCAAGGGAUUUGGGCAUCUAUAACAGGGGGAUGGUUCUACGAUCCACAACAGCAAGUUUUUUGCAACACUUUUCAUCUUUAUCUUUGGGUUUUCCUGCUUGCUUUUCCAUUAGUCUUGUAUUCGACUUUGGAAACAUCAGUGCUAGUAUGGAGUAUGUACUGUCUUGCAAUUGGUGUGCUAUUUGCCACAAUUAAAAUAAUCAACUAUAAGCUUCAUCACCUAUUUGAUACUGGUGAAGCUGAAGUAGAAUCACCAACUGCAGAUGCAGAUAGAUUGGGAUCAGGAGAUAAAGAUGAAGGAGGAAAAGGGGGAGGUGAAUGCAAAGAAAAUGAGUACAUUGAACUUGCAAAUUUAGGGCCUUCAUUAGGUGGUGGAGACACAGUCCGACCCCUCUCAACAGUGUCUUCUCAACUUGAGAUGGGUAAGGAUUAUUCCAAUGAACCUCUCCCAUCACCUAUUGUGGCCAAGUUAUCCAAAGCAGGUAAAGCUCCACUUGCUGAAAUAGAUGGGGAUGAGAUCACAAUGGGAGGUUCAGGAAGAAUUUCCUCAAACCUUGAGUCAAAGCAUGACAACACUAGCAGUGGAAACGAAGAUGAUGAUUCCCCAGAUCAAGAUGAUGACAUUCCUCAUACAAUAACAACUCAAGCUGAUAUUGAACCUACACCUGUGUCAUCAACCAACCGUGAAGAACCACCUGAGCCAUUCAUUGAACCUCUUAAAAGUUCUGAUUUAGCCAAUAACAAUAAGGAACAAGUAAAGGUUGAAACAAACCUUUCAACAGUGGAUAAUGGCAGUCAUGAGGAAACUAAAGAUAACACAACUAUGAAGAAAGAUGCAGACAAUGCUGAACAGAUACAAGGAAAGGCUUCAGGGCACUCACAUUCUCAGCAUGUAGUAAUGGAAAGAAAAGAUUUCACAGAGGAUAAAGAUUCCUGCCCUGAUCUAUCAUCUACGCCAAAAUUGCGGAUGAGGAAAGAAAGAAAAGCAGUCAGAAGAAGUAAAAGCACACUUGAGUGGAGCCCUGAUAAGCCUGUGACUAAAUCACGGCAGUCUACACGUUCCUUAAACAUGCCGGCGUCUUCUGUUGGUCAUCCUCCACUGCAACAUCAUUCUACAUCUAGCAAUAGUGAUUGGUCUGAUGUAAGUUUUGGAGAGGUAGAGGUGCCAUCCACUCUAGACUGCCAUGAUGAUCUUUUUCUAUCACUGAAAAAACCUAUUGGGUCUUCCACCAUUUUGGCAUCAAAUGCCUUGGCUCACCAUGAAAGACCUGACAGCCCCCAUCCUAACUCAAUCCAUUCAGUCCCAUAUCAGUCUCAUGGCAGGGUUUCAUCAUCUCCCCAACACCAAGAUGGAGGCAGAGGGGUGCCUUAUAUCUACAAUAUGUGGCCACAUAGAGGCCAGGAUGCUGAUAGUGAUUCACUAACUUCUGGGGGUGCGGAUACAGCAUCCCACUCCACAGAGUCUAGCAGCUCAGCCAAUUGUGAGCCAGUGUUAAGUUGCAUCAAGUUACCCAAAGAACCUGAACUAACAACUCCGAGUAGUCCCUCUGCUGAAGACUUAGCCUUUAUGAGAAGUCAGGGAGCCAUCCCUAAAAAAAUUCGUUCUAGAUCUGUUCGUCAAAACAGUGAGCUAAAGGAGUCUACUAGCCCAGGGUCAACUGACUUGUCUGAUCCAGAAGAAAUAAGACGCAGACUGAUAGAAAUUUUGUGGGAUCCCCAGCAGCACCCUGAAGAAUUAAGACAGCUACAACAAUUUGUCAAAAUGAAAAAAAACCAAUCAGCAUGCAGUGAGGGAGGUACUUCAAAAGAAAAAAGUGAAGAAGUUAAUUCUAAAACACAGGCCUCAAAAGAAGAAGAGAGUAGUUCUAGUAAGUCUCCCAACAAAGCCUGUGGUCACGAGGAGGAAAAGAAAGCAAACACUACACCCACAGAAUUCUCUGCACUAUUGCCAGCAAAUCCCCAGUUGAACAGACCAACUAACAGAAGAGCCAGGCGUAGGCGAGGUCGCCGGCAGACACAACAGAAAAGAGAAGGUUCUCCACCAUUGGCAGCACUGAAUAUGAUAGUGGGUGAGGAAGGUCACUUAGCCACAUCACAUGAUGACACCACAGAUGGGGCAGUUCACUGGUUUCAGGAUGAACAAGGUAAUUGGAUGUCAUAUUCCUUUGGGGAAAACAGUACAGGUGUGGCUUUAAAUAUUGGAGAUGUGAAUGUGAACACCAAUACAAGUAGUGGUCCAAUUGAAAGAAGGAGACACCAUGAGGCUGACAAAUGGUCACUGUCCUCUAUUGCGUCCAAUUCAACUGUUAUAGUAGAAGAAUCUCCUCAGAUAGAGAGCCCCAUAAUUCACAUGCACCCUGAAAUGGAUAUUAGGUCAAUGGCAAAUAACCUUUACUUGCCUGCUGAUACAUUACAUUCUUACGUGCAAUCAAUGAUCAGAAGGAACCAUACGUCCAACUCAUCCACAGACAGUGAUACCACACAUGCUCAUACUCGCUCUGGGCGGAGUAUUCCUAAGCCAAAACAUUUCUAUAAAUUCUGGGUGUGGCCAAUGAAAAAGUUUAUAAAAAUAAGAUUUGAUCGUCUAGCUCUUUUAGCAGCAUUAGAUAGGAAUAUAUCUGUGAUAGAAAAUGUGAUAUCUAUACUUAUGGCAGUUGGGGUUGGUGCUCUAGGUGCUCUCAUGAUUUCCUUCAACUUUUACCAUGACUUUUAUUUACUGCUGUUUUGUUUCAUCAUGGCUGGUUGCCAGUACAGUUUAUUGAAAAGUGUACAACCUGAUGCAGCUUCACCAAUGCAUGGCUACAAUCGUCUGAUUGUGUUCAGCCGUCCGUUCUAUUUUUGUCUAUGUUGCUCAAUUGUCCUGCUUCUAGACUACGGCAGCCACACAGUCAACAACAAAUCCUUUGACUUAUAUGGCAUUCCGUUCACAAUAUCCUCCGCUCUCACAUUCCUCAGGCACUUUUUCAAGAUAUUUGUUUUGUUUUUUCCUGUCCUGUUUACUCUGGGACUCUUGCCUCAAGUCAAUACAUUUCUUAUGUACAUCCUUGAACAAAUUGACAUGCAUAUAUUUGGUGGCAAUGCUUGCACUAGUUUAUGGACAUCUUUCUAUUGUGUGUGCCGUAGUUGUCUGGCCUUGAUUGCUUUAUAUGGAUUUGCAUAUGCUUCACUGAAGGAUAUUGUUCCAGAAAACAAGUGUAGUACUAAAAAUGAAGAUGCAGCUCAGAAUGUGCCUUUUUCUAUAUUGUGUGGGCUCAUAGUUUCUAUGGCUUACCACCUCAGUAGGUCUGCAAGUGAUCCAGGAGUCUUGUGUAUGUUGCUAAAAGGUUUGGUAUUCAAAGAAGUGAGCACAAAUGUUAAGAAUGAUCAGCCCAGCAAAUCAGAAACUCAGGAACUUGUUGAUCCUUUGCCAGAAAAAUUGAAAAAAUGUUUGGUUCAACGUUUGCAGUCAGAUGCUAUAGUUUGUGUUGCUGUUACUAUACUUACAUUUGCUGUGCAUGUCAGUACAGCUUUCACAAGCCCAGCUCUUCAGCCAGAUCUUAGUGAUGCUUUGUACUUGAUAGCGGCCAGUGUUGGUUUCCUUGUGCAUUAUGUCAUCCCUCAAAUGAGGAAAGAAAUGCCUUGGCUCUGCUGUUCUCAUCCACUCUUACGUGGAAAGGAAUGGAUGUAUUUUGAAGUGAAAGAACCUCCUAAAGUGAUUUGGAUAGAGCAGCUGUAUUUGGGACUCCGUUUCUUUGAGCGCAACAUUAUUUAUACUGUUGUCUGUCUUUGUGCCACCACAACUUCAGUCCCAGGAAUCAUUUGCAAGUUUGGAACUUUUGCUGGGCCUUUGAUCAUAUUGAUAUGUAGCCUAAAGAUGUUACGGUUUGCCUUCUCUGAUACCCCACGCCAGUACCUCAUAAUCGCCUUCACAUAUUUUUUCUUCAAAUAUGAUUUCCGGUGGUCAUCUGAAACAUUUCUAAUUGACUACUUCUUCAUUUCUAUCAUGUUUUGUAAAUUCUGUGACUUCAUGUUGAAAUUAAAUUUUAUCAUCACAUACAUAGCUCCAUGGCAAAUAACAUGGGGCUCUGCAUUCCAUGCCUUUGCACAGCCAUUCAGUGUUCCUCAUAGUGCCAUGUUGUUUCUUCAAGCAAGUGUCUCUGCCAUAUUUUCCACCCCGUUGAAUCCAUUUCUGGGUAGUGCAAUAUUUUUCACAUCAUACGUUAGACCAGUUAAAUUUUGGGAGAGAGAUUACAACACCAAACGUGUUGACCAUUCAAACACAAGGCUGGCGUCACAAUUGGAGAGAAAUCCAGGUGCUGACGACAACAACUUAAAUUCCAUUUUCUAUGAGCAUCUCACUAGAUCAUUACAACAUAGUCUCUGUGGUGAUCUAUUUCUGGGCCGUUGGGGAAAUUACACACAAGGGGACUGUUUUAUUAUGGCAUCUGAUUACCUUAAUGCUCUCGUACAUAUCAUAGAAGUCGGGAAUGGACUGGUAACAUUUCAGCUCAGAGGCUUAGAAUUCAGAGGUACUUAUUGUCAGCAAAGAGAAGUCGAAGCUAUUACAGAAGGAGUUGAUGAUAAUGAAAGAUUCUGUUGCUUUGAGCCUGGACACCUGCCACAUUUCCUCUCUCUCAAUGCUGCCUUCAAUCAAAGAUGGCUGGCAUGGGAAGUUGUUGUGUCCAAGUAUAUUUUGGAGGGCUACAGUAUAUCUGAUAAUAGUGCUGCUACAAUGCUCCAAGUAUUUGAAUUAAGAAAGGCUCUCAUCACAUAUUAUAUCAAGAGCAUCAUUUAUUACACGGUACGUUCACCAAGACUGGAGGACUGGACAGGUAACCAGACAAUUCGUCAAGCUCUUCAGGCCAUGGAGGACGACAGUUAUGUUGAUCUGGAUCCUACCUUCAACAUUCACAUUGAUGAGGACUUUGAUUUUAGACUGCAGGGUAUCUCGCGCAAUAGUUUCUGUCAAAUAUAUCUCUCAUGGAUCCAGCACUGUGCCAACUGCAGGGAUAAGGAGAUAGACAGCAGCAAAACUUCCAUGCUGGUCACACUGUCCUAUGCACUGAGUCUGUUGGGUCGUCGUGCAUUGAGUGCUGCCUCACACAACUCAGCAAGGCAUCAGAAAUACAUGUUGAAUGUUGAUUUCUUCUUGUUUGGACUUCAUGCUCUCUUCAAGGGAGACUUUCGCAUUCAGUCACAACGUGAUGAGUGGGUGUUUGCUGACAUGGAUAUGAUGAGAAGAGUUGUAGCCCCUGCGGUUAGAAUGUCCCUAAAGUUACAUCAGGAUCAUUUUACUUCACCUGAUGAAUAUGAUGACAGUCAAGUUUUAUAUGAUGCUAUAACUGAACAUGAAAACACUAUGGUUAUCUCCCAUGAGGCUGAUCCUGCAUGGAGAAAUGCAGUGUUGUCCAAUGUCCCCUCACUUUUGGCUCUAAGGCAUGUCUUUGAUGAAGGCUCAGACGAGUACAAAAUUAUUAUGCUUAACAAGAGAUACCUAAGCUUCCGUGUUGUGAAGGUGAAUCGCGAAUGUGUUCGAGGCUUAUGGGCAGGCCAGCAACAAGAACUAAUUUUCCUUCGUAACCGCAACCCUGAGAGAGGCAGUAUCCAAAAUGCCAAACAAGCUUUACGGAACAUGAUCAACUCAUCAUGUGACCAACCUAUAGGUUACCCCAUCUAUGUAUCUCCGCUAACCACCUCUUAUUCCACCACUCAUGACCAAUUAGCCAAUAUCCCCAUAGUGGGCGGAGAGUUUAAAUUUAGUGCAGUCCGUUGCUUCUUUACAUCUUUAUGGAAAAGCCAUUUGUGUUCAAACAGGAUGAGACAACGGUGUGAUGCUACUUGUGCUGGGGGAAGUGCAUCCUUUGAACUUGACAUGCCAUGUAGUAAUCAGAUGGCAGCAUCCACCAUUGGCUCCGCUCCACGCCUAACUAUCAACAGCCAGCAGGUUGACAUUCCACUACAAACUCUGGGCAAUAGGGGCAGUCUCAUCUCUACAGCAUCAUCAGCAAGCAAAGUCAACACACUAGCAUCCCUAGCUAAUUUAACUAGUCUUAUCAAUGACUCCAGCCUUAAAGAUAGCCUUCCUCACAGAGUUAGGAUAAUGGACCCUAGUGUUAUCUUUGAUGCGAUCAAUCUUGGAAGACGAAGUGAUGUACAGUGGCCCAAUGAUGACUGGAGAGCUGCAGGGGGUAAAAGUGGAUGGAAAGAUUGGACUCCGAAAAAGGGAAUGGAGGGAACAAUAGUUCAUCGAUGGACACCAGGCAACACUGACCCAACUAAAAAAUCUCAUGUUGAUAAAACUAUUAUCUUAGUACAACUCAGGGAUCAUUUUGUUCCUAUAGCUGAGAAUGGAGUGUUAGAUUUAGGUGCUGAGGUGUAAAUAAUGUUUCAAAAUGUUUAUUAGAAAUAAAGUUUAAACAUUAUUUAUGACAAAUGCAAAAGUAAUAUCUAGUCAAUUAAUACAACAGUCUAUUGAACUAGGACAUAUAAUUUUUUUCUUUGGAAAUGAAGCGAUUGUUUAUAAAUGUUCAGUUAAAGCAUAAUUUUGUUUGAUGAAACAUUUAGGAAAAAUUCAUUAAUUUUUAACAUUGAGAAUAUUUUUUUUUAAUUUAAAAUUCAGGUUGAUAAGAGCUUUGUUUGAAUAUUCUAGCAUGUUAUAUAACUUGCAAUCCCUCCAGUUCAAUUACCAAAAAAUUAAUUAAUUCAAGUUUUCAUAAAUCUUAAAAAUAUAUUUUCAA
Molecule: messenger RNA, 6899 nt
Organism: Physella acuta
Lineage: Eukaryota; Metazoa; Mollusca; Gastropoda; Physidae
Product: pecanex-like protein 1
Biological process (GO): endoplasmic reticulum organization
Cellular component (GO): membrane; endoplasmic reticulum
Source: RefSeq, a predicted model, not a curated record